Molecule: messenger RNA, 1141 nt
Organism: Hibiscus syriacus
Lineage: Eukaryota; Viridiplantae; Streptophyta; Magnoliopsida; Malvales; Malvaceae
Product: transcription factor MYB53-like
Exons: 4
Coding region: 44-1069 (341 amino acids)
Source: RefSeq, a predicted model, not a curated record
CUUCAACUUUCGGCUCUUCAAUUUUCUCCAAAGGGAAGGAAUAAUGGGGAGAUUGCCUAGCAAUAAUGUCAAAAAUGGGUUGAAGAAAGGGCCUUGGACGCCUGAGGAGGACCGAGUUCUUAUAGAUUACAUUCAGAGACAUGGACAUGGAAGCUGGAGAGCGCUUCCAAAGCUUGCCGGAUUAAAUCGGUGUGGGAAAAGUUGCAGGCUUAGGUGGACUAAUUAUCUCCGGCCUGAUAUUAAACGAGGAAGGUUUUCGGAGGAAGAAGAACACACCAUUAUCAAUCUUCAUGCUGCUGUUGGCAAUAAGUGGUCUGCAAUAGCAUCCCAUCUUCCUGGAAGAACAGAUAAUGAGAUUAAGAAUUUCUGGAACACACAUCUGAAGAAGAAGCUUCUUCAAAUGGGGAUCGAUCCGGUCACUCACCGGCCCAAAACUGAUCUCAACAUUCUAGCUAACCUGCCUCAGUUGCUUGCUGCUGCAAACUUUAGUAAUCUGAUCAUGAUGAGUAAUUUUCAUUUGGACAGUGCUCUCAUGUUGCCAUCUGAUGCUCUUGCCAAAAUCCAAUUGUUGCAUAACAUGAUUAAAGUUCUGGGUACUAGUACUACAACCAUGGAAGCAAUGAACUUUCUAGCAGGACCAAGUUUCAGGGACAAUUACCAUCUCCAAGAAAAUAAUAAUCUCCCAUUUGGUGCAACUGCACAUGAGCUUACUCAAUUGCAGUCAAAUUUUGUAAACAUAGAAGCUUCUCAACAUCAAUCAGAGCUCAGUGAGUACCAUCAUCAGCCAUUGAAAGACUCAAACAACAACAACAACAACCAUCAAUUCCCAUCUUCUACUUCAUCUGCUGCUAAUAUUCCACCUUCAAAUCGGCCAGCUCAGCUUCCAGCAUUACUUCCAGCCUCAAACCAAACCAAAAACAACAAAAUCAACCCAAAUGAUAUAUCUAACCCUUCAUCUACUUCAACCACCUUUGAAGCUUGGGGAGAUCUUGUGGAUGAUGAAGCACGUGACUCUUUUUGGAGAGAUAUCAUAGACCAGGCAUCACCUCAGACAUGGUCCAUCUCUUAAGCAGCCUUGGGAUUGAAUACAUCAUGAGUAAUAUACAGCUAUUGUUUCUCAUUUAAGAAUUGGUUCAUUAGA